AUGUCCCCAUUUCCAUCUGCCCUUCUCCUCCUGAGCGUGAUGCAAGCAACCAAUCCAGAAACCAUCGUCAAUGAAGAUGCCCAAAAGACCUGCCCUGCGAUUGCCUGUUGUCCGGGUUUGAAUGGCUUCCCAGGCAAAGAUGGCCGUGAUGGUGCGAAGGGAGAGAAAGGAGACCCAGGUGAAGGCCUGAGAGGCAUACAGGGCCCUCCUGGAAAAGUGGGGCCUCCAGGACCCCCAGGAUUACGUGGAAUAUCAGGGCCCAUGGGGCCAAAAGGAGACCCUGGAAAGAAAGGAGAAUGUGAUUCCAGUGCAGUUGAUUCAAAAGUGACAAGUUUGCGGUCAGAAUUGGAACUUAUCAAAAAGUGGCUUUACUUCUCUCUGGUGAAAAAGGUUGGGAAGAAGGUCUUCCUGAGCAGUGGUGAAAAGAUGAGCUUUGACAAAGUCAAGGCCCUCUGUGCCAGCGUCCAAGCCUCUGUGGCCACUCCCAGGAAUGAUAAAGAAAAUAGGGCCAUCAGAAGUACAACCUCAGAAUUGGCCUUCCUGGGCAUCACAGAUGAGGUGCAUGAAGGCCAGUUUGUUGAUAUGACAGGAGCACCACUGCACUAUACUAACUGGAAUGAACACGAACCCAACAAUGCUGACCCAGGAGAAGAUUGUGUGAUCCUUCUUUCAGAUGGCAAAUGGAAUGACAUCCCUUGUUCCAGAUCCUAUAUGGCAGUCUGUGAAUUCUCUGAGUGA
Molecule: messenger RNA, 738 nt
Organism: Dipodomys ordii (Ord's kangaroo rat)
Lineage: Eukaryota; Metazoa; Chordata; Mammalia; Rodentia; Heteromyidae
Gene: Mbl2
Product: mannose-binding lectin (protein C) 2, soluble
Exons: 4
Coding region: 1-738 (245 amino acids)
Biological process (GO): surfactant homeostasis; positive regulation of phagocytosis
Cellular component (GO): rough endoplasmic reticulum; multivesicular body
Source: RefSeq, a predicted model, not a curated record